AUGAGAAAAUCUAAGAAAAUCCGAGUUUUACGCCUAGAAACUGCAGUUUUCAGGGAAAAAUCUACAGACGUCACACUUGAAGUUCGAAAUUUCGUUCAAAUUAGAAACAUCGUGGAAGGAAAUCCAAUUUUUCGGCGGAAAAUUCCAAAACAAUCAGGGAAGCUGAAAUUCGGAGGGAAUUCUUCUCUGAAGCUUCAAACAGAGCAACUUGGCCAGGAAAACAGACCAAAAUCUCCUUCUGUCUCUCUGAAACCUAAAAGACCAGAAGAUUUUUUGACUUUAGCUUCAGAUGACUACAAAUCAGAAAUUCUGCCGGUUUUAACCGGAUUCAAGCCAAUUUUGCUGGAAACUUUGAGGAAAUCGAGUAAAAACUCUAUUUCUCAAAAUUUUGGUCAAAAUUUCCGAGAAAAAAUGCUGAAAAUUGUGACUCCAGCGUAG
Molecule: messenger RNA, 438 nt
Organism: Caenorhabditis elegans
Lineage: Eukaryota; Metazoa; Nematoda; Chromadorea; Rhabditida; Rhabditidae
Gene: C33C12.1
Exons: 1
Coding region: 1-438 (145 amino acids)
Source: RefSeq, marked reviewed